Molecule: messenger RNA, 838 nt
Organism: Balearica regulorum gibbericeps (East African grey crowned-crane)
Lineage: Eukaryota; Metazoa; Chordata; Aves; Gruiformes; Gruidae
Source: RefSeq, a predicted model, not a curated record
AUGGUAUGGUAUGGUUUAGCAGGGUAUGAGGACAUCUCCUGCCACUGGUGGCUGGGGCUGAGCUCCCUCUCGAUGUCCUGCAGGUCUGCAUUGGGCCGCAAAGCCGCCUUCUCCACGCUGUCCAUCCUGGUGGCCCUGCUGCCCCCCUCACGCCACUUCUUUCUUGGCAGGUGCCAAGCCAGUGAACAAGAUGAAGAUGGCCAUGGUGCCAAGCCAGUGAACAAGAUGAAGAUGGCCAUGGUGAGCAUGCCCAUGGCCAUGAAGGUCCUGCCUCUUGCCCCCUCUACAGGCAACACGCCCUCGCGCUCACGCUGCCCCUUUGCCUUUUCUCUUGAGGUCAUGGCCCCCACUAGCAACAGAACCGAGGACCAAGUGAAGCAUGUGCUGCUGCAAGCAGACCCCAGGAAGAAGUUCCCGGAGCUGAAGGACAACCUGUUGGACAACCUGAAGAACCUGAAGAACACCAUGACUGAUACAGACUGGAAGUCCUUUGAAUCCUGGAUGCAGAAGUGGCUGCUGUUUGAAAUGGCCAAGAACCCCAAGCAGGAGGAGCGGAAGACGAUCCCGGCAGAAAAAGUGCAAACUAAGUGCCAGGCAGAGGCCAGUUCUGGGGGUGUCCGGCCGGGUCACUUCCGCCCGCAGUGCGAUGAGAACGGCGACUACCUGCCCAAGCAGUGCAAUGCCGCCACGGGCUACUGCUGGUGCUCCUACAAAAAUGGCACCAGGAUUGAGGGCACUGCCACUCGGGAAAAGCUGGACUGCCCUGAUGCCACCGCCAUGGAGCCGGAGGACAUGAUCUUCUCCGGGGUGGACAUGCUCAAGCUGGGUGCAGAGAAAG